UGUCCCUGCCCAAAAUCCAUGCCGAGUUCCCUCACCUGCGCCCAGGACCCUCCUGCCACUCUGGACACAGUUGGCCUGGUGGACCAGAGGCUGGGAAAUGCAGGGACCUCCGGUUCUGCCCCCAUCUUGGAAGACGGGGAUGUGGACCCCUGGGCCCUCCCUCAGCUAAAGGACACUGGCCAGUCCUGGAAAGAGCUCAGCAUGGCCGGCAGGGUGCUCCAGGGGGCUGCUGGCUUCCUCAAGGUCUGUGGGCUCCUGGGCAGCCUCUACCUCUUCAUCUGCUCCCUGGACAUCCUCAGCUCUGCCUUCCAGCUGCUAGGCAGCAAAGUAGCUGGAGACAUCUUCAAGGACAACGUGGUGCUGUCCAACCCUGUGGCUGGACUGGUCAUCGGCGUGCUGGGCACGGUCCUCGUGCAGAGCUCCAGCACGUCCUCCUCCAUCGUGGUCAGCAUGGUGGCCUCCAAGCUGCUGACCGUGAGGGCAUCUGUGCCCGUCAUCAUGGGCGUCAACGUGGGCACAUCCAUCACCAGCACCCUGGUCUCGAUGGCACAGUCGGGGGACCGGGACGCGUUUCGGAGGGCCUUCGGCGGCUCAGCCGUGCACGGCAUCUUCAACUGGCUCACGGCGCUGACCCUGCUGCCGCUGGAGAGCGCUGCGGCCCCCCUGGAGAGGCUCAGCGCACUGGCCCUGGGCGCUGCCAGCCUGCAGCCCGGGGGGCACGCACCUGACAUCCUCAAGGUGCUGACACGGCCGCUCACACGCCUCAUCGUGCAGCUGGACGCUGAUGUCAUUACGGGCAGCGGCACAGGCAACGCUACCAACAGUAGCCUCAUUAAGCGAUGGUGUGGCACCGAGGCGCAGACGACCGCAGGUAACAGCAGCACCUGUGCGGCGGCCACUGGGGGCCCCUGCCCUGCGAGGAACAGCUCUGCCACCGAGGAGCAGCUUCCCUGCCGCCACCUGUUCGAGGGCACAGCGCUCGCGGACCUGGCCGUGGGCUUCAUCCUGCUGGCUGCCUCCCUGCUCAUGCUCUGUGCCUGCCUCGCCCUCAUCGUCAAGCUGCUCAGCUCCACUCUGCGGGGCCGCGUGGGCCAGGCCGUGAGCACCGUCGUCAACGCUGACUUCCCCUCCCCAUUCGGCUGGCUCAGCGGCUAUCUGGCCAUCCUCGUGGGGGCCGGCCUGACCUUCGCACUCCAGAGCAGCAGCGUCUUCACUGCAGCCAUCGUGCCGCUCAUGGGGGUCCGGGUAAUCAGCCUGGAGCGGGCGUACCCCCUCUUCCUGGGCUCCAACAUCGGCACCACCACCACGGCCCUGCUGGCUGCCCUGGCCAGCCCUUCGGAUAUGCUGAUCAGCGCCGUCCAGGUCGCCCUCAUCCACUUCUUCUUCAACCUGGCUGGCAUCCUGUUGUGGUACGUGGUGCCCGUCCUCCGGCUGCCCAUCCCACUGGCCAAGCGCUUUGGGGACCUGACUGCCCGCUACCGCUGGGUGGCCGUCGCCUACCUGCUGCUCAGCUUCUUGCUGCUGCCGCUGGCCGCCUGCGGGCUCUCCCUGGCGGGGAGUACAGUGCUGGCUGCAGUUGGGGGGCCCCUGCUUGUGCUGGUACUCCUCAUCAUCCUGGUCGCCGUCCUGCAGCGGCACCGGCCAGCCUGGCUGCCCCGCCGCCUGCGCUCCUGGGCCUGGCUGCCCCUGUGGCUCCGUUCUCUGGAGCCCUGGGACCGCCUGGUGAGCCGCUGCUGCCCCUGCAAGGCCUGCAGCCCCCCUCAGGCUGCGGCCAAGGAGGCCCACUGCUAUGAGAACCCCGAGGUCCUGGCCUCCCAGCAGUUGUGAAGAGCGGACGUCCCCACCCCCGUUGACCUCUGGGUGCCCUGAGGGAUCCUAGUGGCUGCGGACAUCUGCAUCACCUGCAUCACCUUCUUUGCAAAUAAACAAGCCUG
Delphinapterus leucas (beluga whale) is the source of this 1934-nucleotide messenger RNA. The record is from RefSeq and is a predicted model, not a curated record. NCBI's taxonomy places the organism in Eukaryota, Metazoa, Chordata, Mammalia, Artiodactyla, Monodontidae.